This is a messenger RNA of Serinus canaria (Common canary), 1638 nucleotides long. RefSeq names its product phosphodiesterase 1B (gene PDE1B). Gene Ontology annotation, biological process: signal transduction. The transcript has 14 exons. Gene Ontology annotation, molecular function: 3',5'-cyclic-nucleotide phosphodiesterase activity. Lineage: Eukaryota; Metazoa; Chordata; Aves; Passeriformes; Fringillidae. The coding region runs from base 1 to 1638 and encodes 545 amino acids. The record is from RefSeq and is a predicted model, not a curated record.
AUGGAGCCGCCGCGGAGCCUCCCGGGGCUGGAGCGGGAGCGGCCGGCGCUGGACGCGGCCGGAGGGUGCCCGUCCCCGCUGGACUCCAGGGCCCUGCCCGGCAGGAAGGUCUGGGUCAAGCUGCGGGCGCUGCUCCGGUUCCUGGUCAAGCAGCUCGAGGCGGGCGAGGUCAGCGUGGAGGAGCUGAAGCGGAACCUGGAGUACGCGGCCUCGCUGCUGGAGGCGGUCUGCAUCGACGAGACCAGGCAGGCGCUGGACACCGAGGACGAGCUGCGGGACAUGGGCUCGGACGCGGCCGUGCCCUCCGAGGUGCGGGACUGGCUCGCCGCCACCUUCACGCAGCAGGCGCGGGCCAAGGGGCGCCGGGCCGAGGAGAAACCCAAAUUCCGCAGCAUCGUGCACGCCGUGCAGGCUGGCAUCUUCGUGGAGAGGAUGUUCCGCCGGACGUACACGGCCGUGGGGCCGAGCUACUCCUCCUCCGUCCUCAACUGCCUGAAGGGGCUGGACCAGUGGUGCUUUGACGUGUUCUCGCUGCACCGCGCGGCCGAGGAGCACUCGCUGCGCACGGUGGUGUUCGAGCUCUUCACCCGCCACAACCUCAACAGCCGCUUCAAGAUUCCCGGCGCGUUCCUGACGUCGCUGCUGGACGCGCUGGAGGGCGGCUACGGAAAGUUCCGGAACCCCUACCACAACCAGGUGCACGCGGCCGACGUCACCCAGACCGUGCACUGCGUCCUGCUGCGCACCGGCAUGCUGCACUGCCUGUCCGAGAUCGAGCUCCUGGCCAUCGUCUUCGCCGCCGCCAUCCACGACUUCGAGCACACGGGGACAACGAACAGCUUCCACAUCCAGACCAAGUCGGACACCGCCAUCCUGUACAACGACCGCUCGGUGCUGGAGAAUCACCACAUCAGCGCCGCCUUCCGCCUGAUGCAGGACGAGGAGCUCAACAUCUUCGUCAACCUCACCAAGGACGAGUUCGCGGAGCUGCGGGCGCUGGUCAUCGAGAUGGUCCUGGCCACCGACAUGUCCUGCCACUUCCAGCAGGUCAAGUCCAUGAAGACGGCGUUGCAGCAGCUGGAGAGGCUGGACAAGUCCAAGGUGCUGUCGCUGCUGCUGCACGCGGCCGACAUCAGCCACCCCACCAAGCAGUGGGCGGUGCACAGCCGCUGGACCAAGGCCCUCAUGGAGGAGUUCUUCCGGCAGGGGGACAAGGAGGCCGAGCUGGGGCUGCCCUUCUCGCCCCUCUGCGACCGCACCUCCACGCUGGUGGCCCAGUCGCAGAUCGGCUUCAUCGACUUCAUCGUGGAGCCGACGUUCUCGGUGCUCACCGACGUGGCCGAGAAGUUGGUGACGCCGCUGGCCGAGGACGGCUCCAAGGCCAAGGGCAACCCCGCGGCCACCCAGCAGCCCAGCUCGCAGUGGCGGCAGCCGUCCCUGGACGAGCACCUGGAGGACAUCAAAGCCGACCUGGCCGGGUUCCGCUCCACCUGGACCAAGCACAUCCAGGAGAACAAGCAGAAGUGGAAGGAGAGGGCGUCCAGCGGCAUCACCAACCAGGCGUCCAUCGAUGAGCUGUCCCCGUGCGAGGAGCCCGCGGCCACCGGGAGCCACAGCGAGAACGGGGACGUGGAAUAG